This is a messenger RNA of Triticum urartu, 956 nucleotides long. The record is from RefSeq and is a predicted model, not a curated record. NCBI's taxonomy places the organism in Eukaryota, Viridiplantae, Streptophyta, Magnoliopsida, Poales, Poaceae.
ACUGUCGCCCUGUACCGGCGCAUGUGUAUAUAACGUGCUCCCUGUGCCCAAGACUGCAGCACACAGACAAGGCACCACUCCAUCUGGCGUUCGGACGGGAGGAGAGGAACCAAAGUUUGCUGCUGGAGAUGGGGCGUCGGGCCAAGCUCUCCUCGCCUCCUGCUGUGCCAGACGGAGCUUCUUCCUCGACCAUGCAGGCCGCCAAGAAGGUGCCCACACUGAACACGGCGUACAAUGCCGGGCUGCUCCAUUCCAUCGCCGGAGAAUGGAAUCCAAACAUCAAAGGUGUGUUUUCCGGGGUAGGGAUGGAAGAAAUGUGCAAGAUAAAGGAUAUGGGGAACAACAACCGUAUCUUUAGCAUCUCCCUCUUAGCGAGGAUCGAUCCCAAAACCAUGAAGAUGGACAUGGGAGAUGGAAAUUACAUUGAGGUGAACUCUAGGGAGGUAGCAAAGUGCUUAGGGUUGAAUCCAUGUGGUAGGAAGAUAGAUAUCCCGGGCGGCGCUUGCUUAGCAGACCGAGAACGGUUGCUAGAGAACUUGCAUGCGAUCUUAGAGACAAACAUGGCUCGCACUUGUAAGAUUCUUGUGGUUAGAGUUAAGAAAAUCAUCCAGAACGCAAGCAAGGUGGCCAUAGUAGGAGCAGAGAAAGAAAAGAUGAUGGUGGCGUGUACAAUCAUGGCCGCGUCCUCGUUUCUCCUACCUAGGGGAGCACACCCAAAAAUUUCCAAUGAACUGCUGCCCGUUCUACCUGAGCCAAAUCAAAUCUCCUACUAUGAUUUCUGCGACUACGUCGUGGAGGGUCUAAGAGAGGGUGCGGCCAAGCUAAGGGAAGAUCUACUACAUGAGCCAGCUCAGCUUAGUCUGCAGGGGUGCCUUGUUGUCCCACAGGCUGCGGAUGUUCCCAGAUCACCGGCAUUUAAUGUCGCUUCUGCUAGCCCGGCUCAAGCCCAAGCCUAG